Molecule: messenger RNA, 2623 nt
Organism: Cyprinodon tularosa
Lineage: Eukaryota; Metazoa; Chordata; Actinopteri; Cyprinodontiformes; Cyprinodontidae
Gene: osgn1
Product: oxidative stress induced growth inhibitor 1
Exons: 8
Coding region: 732-2252 (506 amino acids)
Source: RefSeq, a predicted model, not a curated record
UGGAGGCGAUGAAAGGAGGACUUUGAUGAACCUUCGCCGCUCUGAGGUCGAGUCCAGCGCUUAGCGCUGAGCAGCAGGAAGGAAGCUGCUUAGGGAAUCAAAGGGUUCGAUCAGACCACAAACUGAGCACGGUGGUGGCAGCAUCAUGCUGAGGGAGGUGUGUUCAGUAUUUUUUAAAGCUUUAGCUGUGAAGUUCUCAGUCUCUGGUUUCUAUCCAAGAUAUCAUGGGAACAAUUUUGUUGUACCCUGGAGUUCAUUCUGAAAACAUUAAGCGUGAAUUCAAAUGAAUAAACUCCCACAAAUAUGUAACAUGGCUGCUGGCCAGCAGAUGGCGCCAUUGUUGAUAUGUAAGCAGAACCUUCCUGGUAUUUGCAUGAGAAGUAAAACCAGAGCAAAGUCAUUGUAGAACUAUUGCUGAGUUCCAGUCCAGCCUCUGAAGGCCGGAUCUGUCGGCCGAUUACAUCAUGGCGCAGCGGCGAGGCCUGUUAGGAUGAGAAGACUCCUCGUUAUGCAGCCGACAAAUGCAGGCUUCUUGAUGCCUGUUUUGAAGGACUGCUUUAAAUGGGAGGUCUUUGUGUCUGAUGUGCAGCUAAAAUAAAUCCUGGUUUUAGUUUUAAACCUCAGCCGCUGAUUCAGGCGGAACUUUAAGAAGCAGUUCAGGCAGAAGUUAAAACUCACUUCCUUCCUGCUGCGCCGAACCUCAGCUUGACCUCGAGGUCAAAGAAGAAGAAAUGGAUCUACAGGAUAAAGAAAGCUCGUCUGGAGAGGUGCUGCCCGUGGUGAUCAUCGGUAACGGGCCCUCAGGCAUCUGCCUGUCCUACCUGCUGUCGGGGUACGCCCCCUACCUGUCACCUGAGGGACGCCACCCCAACCCCCUGCUGAGCAGGAAGCUGGCGGAGCGGCCUCACCUGUCUCUCCUGGAGCAGGACCUGGAGUAUCUGUGCGAGGGACUGGAAGGACGCUCGUCCAACCCCGUGGCGGUGCUGUUUGAUUCGUUGCUUCUGCCAGACGGGGACUUCGGACUGGACCACACCUCCCCCCUGGAGUGGCGGUACGAGCCGGAGCGGGCCGUCCCUCACCUGGUUCUGGGAAAGGGCCCCCCCGGCGGGGCGUGGCAUGCCAUGGAGGGCUCCAUGCUCACCCUCAGCCUGGCCAACUGGAUGGAGCUUCCUGGGCUCAAGCUGAAGGACUGGAUGAGAGAGAAACGCAGGAACGUGAGGAACGACCGAGCGACGCCCGCUGAAAUCGCCUCCUACUACCAGCACUACGUGUCCCAGAUGUCCCUGGAGCAGAACUUUGCCUGCGGGACCACAGUUACCACGGUAACCAGAGAGCCCGCUAAGGCGGACGGCUCCGCCCCCUGCUGGAGAGUGUCGGGUCUGCAGCUGAGGGAGGCUGAAGUUCUAGAAGAUGGUUGCUCGGUAACGGAGGAGGUUCCUUUCUCGCUGCUGGCCCACAGCGUGGUGCUGGCCACGGGAACGCACGACGUCCCGGCCCGGCUGGGCGUGGAGGGCGAGGAGCUGCCCUUCGUGGUCCACUCCUUCUGGGAGCUGGAGGCGGCCAUCUCUCGCGGCGAGCUCGACCAGUCCUCGGACCCGCUGCUGGUGGUCGGGGCGGGGCUUACGGCUGCAGACGCCGUGCUCGCCGCUCACCAUCUCAACACGUCGAUGUUCCACGCCUUUAGGCGCUCGGUCAGCGACCCGGGGCUCAUCUUCAACCAGCUGCCCAAACUGCUGUACCCAGAAUAUCACAAGGUCCAUCAGAUGAUGACCCAGCAGCAGCACCGACCCGCCCCUCAGACGCCGGAACCGGCGCAAAGCCUCGGCUCCUUACCCUCCUCUUCCUCACGCCCCCCUUCGUCUUCCUACCCCGGCUACCUGAGCUUCCCGUGCCACCGGGUCGCAGCCUUCCGGCCGGACAGGAAGUGCGUCCUGGAGUCGGACUCUGGCCAUCAGACGGUGGUCCAAGUCUCCAAGGCGCUGGUUCUGAUCGGCGCCCACCCUAACCUCUCCUUCCUCCAGGAUAACGGCCGCUCCCUCGGAAUAAACCCGGAGGAGCCCAUAUCCUGCCGCAGAAACCCCAUAGACGUGGACCCGUUCACCAACCGGGUUCUGGCUGCGGACGGACCCGGGCUGUACGCCAUGGGCCCGCUGGUGGGCGAGAACUUUGUCCGCUUCCUGAAGGGAGGGGCGCUGGCCAUCGCCGGGGAUCUGUCGAAGCGGCGGAGAGGAGCGCCGCUUCUGGACUCGUAGCUAGAACCCAGGAGGUUGAAGGAUAGGGACCUAAUCCGACCUCCGAGUCCGCUGAGCCAGAACCGAAGCGGUUUGGUGCAAUAAGCUUGGCGGGACGCCGUCUGAACCCCAGCAGAAGCUCCGGCGACGUCCUCACGGUGCAUAAGCUGUUUGUUUUUAAACCUCAGAACUUUCUGCUGUUUCAAGGCCGGGUUCGGCGCGACCAGCAGUCCGGAUCGGACCGGUUCUGUGUGAAGCUGCUCUUAUUUAUUCAUUUCUGUCAGUUUGAUCUUUUCUAACUUUUGAAAUCAGAACCUGAAGAAGCAGAAUUUAAUAAAAUCUACAUUUUAAAUACAUUUUCAUAAUAAAUAUUCAUAUAAUCUUUUCUAAAA